Actinia tenebrosa (Australian red waratah sea anemone) is the source of this 7974-nucleotide messenger RNA. RefSeq names its product rho guanine nucleotide exchange factor 12. Gene Ontology annotation, molecular function: G protein-coupled receptor binding; guanyl-nucleotide exchange factor activity. The record is from RefSeq and is a predicted model, not a curated record. NCBI's taxonomy places the organism in Eukaryota, Metazoa, Cnidaria, Anthozoa, Actiniaria, Actiniidae. Gene Ontology annotation, cellular component: cytoplasm. Gene Ontology annotation, biological process: G protein-coupled receptor signaling pathway.
CAUAGGUAAGGAUCUGAGCGCCAUCUUGGUUUUGGACAAAUAUAUCCACAAGAGAUAAAUUCAAUGGUUUGCAGCUAUUUAUCUGACUUCGUCCUCAAACAACUGCACCAUUAUCAGAUCUUAUCGUUCCAAAUCAAUAUUGCAUGAGGCUUUAGGCUUGUAACAUAGCUGUGGUCGUGUUUCGAAAAGAAUUGAGACCCCGUUGCUGCUUAUUUUGGCAGAUAAAUUUUACUUCUUUGAGUUGUCCUUGUGGAGUGUUUGGAGUAUUGCCUGUGUCUUGUACAGAUAAUUAGCACUAUUUGAAGCUAUUCACAGACUUGAUGAUUUAAUGAAUUGCCAGUAGGAUGGAGUCGGUAAAGGCCAACUUUUCCAUUUCUUCAAAACAGAAGGGGUGACGAUUUCUUCUGAUUCAAACAAAUUUUUUACUGGAGUUCAAAAAAAAAGGAUCCAGCAUGGAUUCAAGUCAGUCUGAUCUCCAGCUGCAAGGUCAGCAUUUGAUACAGCGUUGUGUCAUAGUACAGAGGGAUGAGAGGGGUUAUGGUCUGACCGUUACCGGUGACAACCCAGUCUAUGUCCAGUCUGUUAAGGAUGAUGGUGCUGCAAAGCGUGCAGGUGUUCAGGUCGGGGACCGAAUCAUCAAGGUCAAUGGCACAGUCGUUACUUAUUCCAAUCAUGUUGAAGUUGUUAAACUUAUCAAAUCUGGUUCAUAUGUUGCUCUUACUCUACUUGGUAGGCCCCCAGCCACUUCACUAUCCACUGAAACAAAUUCUUCUGCUUCAAAUCAAAUAAUCCCAAGAGAUCAGGUACCUCCCUCCUCUCCUCCUUCUACCAGAGAUCACUGUCGAGAUGACAAGACUCAAUCUGUUGAGCGUGUGCUUAUUCAAGAACAGGCAUUUUAUGAGCAAACUAGAGAGGAAUAUAUGAAAAAUCCAUCGGAAAAACUGCAGAAACAGCUUGCAGAGUCUACUACACGUAUUAAAGCUUUUGGUGCAGAACUUGCUGCUCUUACUGGAAAAGAUUACUCUAUGCCAUCAGCUGGGUCUCAAUCUGCACCUCCAGGCCAAACACAAAACCCGAUUUUCAGAUCUGCAUCCAUGUCUGAUUCAGAAUGGAUAGGAAGAAUGAAGAGCGAUAUCCCCAAUGAAAAUUCAGAUGCUGAUAAAUUUGUCCCUCCCUUCCCUCCUGAGCGCAAGUACAAAACAGAUCAGAUCAAAUCCAAGCUCAUUGACAAUAAAUCAGCUUCUAAGUCAACUAAGUCCAGGACACUUCCUGGGAGAUUACGCAAAAAACCUGCCACAUUAUGUACAGAACCACCUCCCAGUCAUCAUGUACGCCAGCAUUCUAGUCCUGAAGCAUCUUUCCGUGCUGAAGGAGAGGAAAACUCUGGGACUUCUAGAAAGAAAUCAAGAGGCAAGAAGUAUAGUGUUGAAGAAUUGUCAAGUGCUGGUGCCGCAGGACUGCAUCCUCCCUCCUCACCUUCAUUUCUUAAGAGAGCUUUGCUGAAUAGAAGGUCACCAGCUUUGCCUCCAUCAUGGAAUUCAGAGCUAUCAGACAAAAGGACAAGAAAUGGCUCCUCACCAACACCAAGUACUGGAGAUGUUGAGCCAGUGGAGAAAAAAGAACGCAGUGAUACAGUACUCUCUAAUGAGGAUGAACCAGUUUUCACUUCAAGUAGUGACCCAACUGUGCCUAAAAGUGAAGGAUCAAGGCAGAUGCAGAUCUUUUGUCCUGAUGAGGAGGAAUUCCUUUCUGAUGAAGAGAUUGGAGAAGAUCACGGUCCAUUCAAUGAACUUGAGUUGCUGAAAAACAAACCUGCACAUUUAGCUGUAUUCCUUCAUUAUCUGAUAUCUAAUAGUGAUCCAAGCAGUUUGUUCUUCUGGUUGGUAACAGACUCUCAUAGAGAAGGCAAUUUCAAAGAAAUGAGAAAAUGGUCAUAUGAAAUAUAUUCCACCUUCCUGGCCGACAAAGCACCUCUAAAAGUAGAUGUUGACAAGGGUAUUGUACAAGCUAUUGAGGCUACAUUAGGUAAAGAGUGCAGUGAAGAGUGCCUAAGAAAUCUUUUUAUACCAGCAAGGUCCGCAUGUACCACUGAAAUCAAUGAACAGCUGGCAGAUUUUCGGAGCAAGAGAGCUCUUGGCCUCGGCAGUCUGUUUGGUGAUAAUCAACUUGAAGAUGAGAACAUGGACAGAAGUAAAGAAAUGAGAGUUGUAGAACAAACAUUAAUGCAUCACUUGGAGAAUUCAUGGGUUGAAAUGGAUUCCACUGAUCCAAAAACUGGAGCUGCAGAUUAUGAUAGACAUUCUGCCAUGGCUUCUGCUUUGACCACAUUCAUGAAGCAAGUAGGAGUGACCGUCAAGACUGGGUCAGUCUAUGGGAAUAUCCUAGAAAAAUGCUCAAGUUUUACUCAGAAGGAAGGAAAAUCAUUAUUUAAAAUCAAGCAAAGUAAACGGGCCAAGAACCAUCAUCUGGUUAGUACACACUAUACUAAUGUGACAUAUUGUAACAAGUGUUUUGGAUUACUGUGGGGAAUUGGUGAUCAAGGCUACCAGUGUACAGUAUGUGAAUACAAUGUACACAAGGCUUGUUAUGAAGCAAUAGAAGAAACCUGCCCAGGACCAAAGAAGAGAAAGAAGGCAAAUGGUGGAACAUCAAUGAAAAGAACUGUUAUUGCAAAAAGACAACCCACCAAUGCUGAAGAAUUUGCUACCAAUCGACAUGUCACCAACGUACACUUGGUACCCAGCUAUAACCAACCAUCUGGUAAAGGCAAAGAUUUUGACUCUGAUUUGCAAGAGAGUGGUAUGAUAGAUAGUUCAGCAGAUGAGAGCUCAGUCGCAAGAAAAGGAGACAGGUUGUAUCCAACAAGACCAGAAGAAGGAGGAGAGUCAUUUUCUGAAGGAGAGGACAGGUCAGUGUCUUCCCCUGAGGAAUCAUUACCUACUGUUCCUGUUUCUACUGUAAAGAAAAGUAACAAUGAACUAUUUUCUUCAAGGAAAUUUGUCAUGAGAUCUGAGAGUGUCAAAACACCAAAGGAGAUAGCCAGUAAGAAGACUCUGGGAUCCGUACCAAGGUCAGGAAGAAAAUCAGUUGCGAUUGGAGACUUUCGAGGCAAUGACAUACAAGAGUCUGGUGUUCUUAACUAUGGAAGAGGCAAUGAUUCACCUACACUAGCUCUAGAUGCCGUGUCAGAAGAUGCUAAACGUGUACGCUCACGUUCUGCUACUUUUCCUUACACAGAAGAGGAAGUGGAUUCCGACUUUGAAGCAGAUACCCAACCUCCGUGGCAACAGACUGUAGAUAAAAAGAUUUUAAAGAAACUUAAGCAAAAAGAAAUAAAACGCCAAGAGGUCAUUCAUGAACUCAUUCAUACAGAAAAAACCCAUGUUAGAAACCUUAAAGUACUGGAUAAAGUAUUCUACAGACCAAUGAAAAAGAAGAACAUAUGGCAAUAUGACAUGAUAAGACUACUUUUUCCUAACUUAGGUGAUCUUAUUCAAGUACAUGUUUUACUUCUCCAAGCUAUGAAGAAGAGAGAGCUAGAGAAUGAAGUAAUUUCUAACAUUGGAGAUAUCAUGUUAGAUAGGUUUGAUAAUGAAGCAGGAGAGAGGGCUAAAGAAGCUUGUGCAACAUUCUGUAAUAAUCAGAAGUAUGCACUUGAUCAACUCAAGCAACGAAAGGCAAAGGACCAAAAGUUGGCUCAGUUUAUCACAGCCUGUGAAAUGAAUCCAUUAUGUAGAAGGCUAAAACUGAAUGAAAUCAUAUCAACCAGUUAUCAAAGACUGACAAAAUACCCCUUACUACUUGAAGCUAUCAAUAAAAAUACUCCAAGUUCGUUACCAGAUAGUAAAGAUAUUGAGAGAGCAAUCACUUGUACCAAGGAUCUUCUGGCUUAUGUCAACCAAAGUGUAAAAGAAUGUGAAAAUCAUCAGAGAUUAUUAGAGUUCCAAAAGAAGAUUGACAAACGGCAAAUAGAAAGUAACCCUGCUAGAAACAUGGAUGAAGUCAAGGGUGAUGAUGAUACAAUACUGUUGAUGGAUGGUGAUGAUGAUAAUGGUUUUGAUGUUGGUGGAGAUCUACAUGUUUUGCUGUUAGAAGACAUGGUGAUUCUCUUACAGAAACAAGACGACAGACUCAUCUUGAAAUGUCACAGUACAAACAUUUCCAAUGCUUACCAAGAGAAGACAACUCACAGUCCAAUAUUGAAGCUCAAUAAUUUAUUAACGAGGAACGUUGCUACUGACAAGAGAGCCUUCUUCCUGGUUGGUACAUCAGCUGCAGGGCCGCUAAUCUAUGAACUGGUUGCAGCCACUAUAACAGAAAGAAAAAAUUGGUACAAACAUUUGACAGAAACAGCAGAAGCCAUCAAAGUCAAAGAACGAGGAAGGCGAGGUGGUGUAUCAGUUGGAGGUGGUCCUCGGUCUAACGGAACAGAGACACAACCCCUCAGACGAAGGGGUGGCUUGCUCCCCCCUGGAAUUAACAUCAAUCCUCCUCCUUUUGCCAUUCAAGAGAAUGGGAAAAGUAACGAGGAGGAAGAAGACGAGAAAGAAACCAAUGAGUCCUCUCCUGUUGAGGAAACACCCAGCAAGGAAAUAAAACCUGUCAGCUCGAUAGCGGAAGCUGAAGAGGGACCAGAACCUGUACAUGAACCAGACGUUGAACCAGAUGUUGAACCAGAAACCGAAACGGAAACUGAGACAGAAACUGGUGAAGACCUCGAAAGUGAAUCGGAAGCACUUCCUCCACCACCACCCCCACUGGAACAAAUCCCAGAUAUACAUGAACAGGAGGAUAUAACAAGACCAGAAACCCAGAUAAGGAAUGACAUACCCCCUCCACCUCCAAUAUCAGUAAAUGUCCCUCUCCCCCCUUCCCUCUAUGACAAAACCUUCGUAGCUGAUUUGACGAACGAAGAAAGUGUGGAUGAAAAGUCCCCUACUCAAACCAGUGUGAUAAGCGCAUUCUCCGAGUCUGGUUCAUCAUCCAGUUCAUCCAACGAGACAAUGAAGAGUACCAAGUCUUAUGGACAGUGCUCUGAUCAUGAUGAUACUGGCAGUAGUGCAUCUAAUAGAUCCUCAUUAGUGCUCUUAGCAGAACAGCUCCGAGGUAAAGAUGAAGAACUCAAGAGAACACUGCAAGACAAAGAGAGAAUCAUAGCUGAACUAAGGGGUGCUGUAAUGACUUCUGGCUACUCAUCAAAUGAGGGUCAUAUCAAUAGCGACCCCAUGGAAGCAAGAGAUCUCAUAUUGGCUGCCAUCUUGCAAGCUAAUCGUCUGACGGUGGCUGUGAGUGAUAUUCUUAGUCCAGGGCCUGGUGAAGAGGACGUUAGUAGGUCUUUUACCAAUUCAUCGUUAGACCGAUCCGACAACGAAGGAACAAUCUCACCUCAGCAACAGUUAGUUUUAUCGACAUCAAUAUUAAAUGAACAGCUUACAGCCCUAUUGGGGAUAAUUACAGACCGAGAUAUGGCAAGAGAAAGUUUACAAAGUGAACUUCAAGGUGCCAACAGUCAAAUACAACGGCUCAAACAAGGGCGUUCCUCAUCCCGGCGAACACGUGAUUCUGGAAGCUCAAGCUAUAUAUCACGUGAUGAUGAUGACGAUGAUGUUUAUCAUGGCUUCCGGUCAGCGGACUUGCGAAGACCCAGUUCACCUACGUCGUCAGCAGCCGAUAUAGACUCCGAUUAUGCACCUUUGUCUGAGGCGAGUGCAAGUGACUGGCUAUCAGAGGACAAUAUGGAUGUAGGUAGAUCAUCAUCAUUCAGCUAUCGCGAUAGAAAUUCACUGACAACAAGUGGAUACCGAUCUUCAACAGCGUCCUCGCAAACUUCACGACACAGGUAUCCCGCCAGCAAGACCUUGUAUUGGAGCGACGACCCCGACACAGAGUCCCAAUUUUAGGAUUUUAUCGUAAGCCAGUUGCGUUAAUCCAUUAAUAUCAAUAGCAUUAUAUUUAAUGGUCCAAACACGACCGCAAUCCCGAAGGUAUUUUGCCAAACACGAUUUGUAGACAGCUUUUACUAUUAACCAAAGCUUUAAUAGAAAAGCAAAGAUGAGCAACUAUUCAUUAGAGUGUAGACCUUGUAUCCGUGAAAUAGUACUAACUGAUAAGUACAAAAAAGCACCAAUGAAACAUUCGAAAACAAAACAAAUAGAUUUGUUUAGUGAUACUUAAUUUUUAUGCUAUUUCAUGGAUAUAUUGUUUACACUCUACUCAACGAAUGAUGUUCUUUGUACAUCACCUUCCAUAGAAAAUUCGUAUUUUUAACUCAUUAAAUCGUCAAACACGGGGCAAAUAUUUUUACAAUUUCAAUAGCUGAUAAGAAAGUUUGGUCCAUUUUGAUGACCAGGUGUAGCAAAACAAGAAAUUGUAAAGAAAGACUUCAAAAUUAAAUUAUAAGAAUAAGAGAUUUUUUAUAAAUGUUUUUAUAAGAGUAGACAAUAAUACAAAUGCGCGUCCAGUGAAUCCCAUACAACCAUUCAUAUCCCUAAGGCAAUAAUAAUUUAACUGCGAAGACUAGACUAAUGAAGUCAGUCAAUUUGUUAGAUUCCCGCCAAAAGCGCGCGCGUGCGUCUUUCUUUCUGCAUAUUUUGAUGAAUGAAAUCUAUUGGAAGCGGUUUUUAUAUAAGCGACGUUCUUAUUGGCUAUUGUAAUGGUGGUAGAAAUGAUACGAACUAAUAAAAUUACUGUUGAUACUUGCUGCGAUUUCCAGUCACAUGCGACCAACUAAGACCUAAAUCACAAACGAAAAAUUGAGGUGGAUCCUAACUAAUUCAGAGCGAAUUUUGGAUUAUUUUAUUCAAUUUCAUAACUAUUUUUCUGCCUGGACUUUCCAUCCAAAUUUAUACACGGGUUGCAGUAGUAUUAGAUGAAAAAAUUCUAAAGUUUUCAGAAAAAUCGUACCUAUAGGCGAUAAGGAGAAAAAGCCAAAAACUAAAAAUAGCACUGUUUGAUUUUCGGCUGUAAUAGGCUAACAGUUUACUUAAGAAUCUUAAAAUAAAAUAAGCUAUUAGAUUACCAAAGCACAUUAUAUGAAAAAUCCAGUCAAACUGACGCACUAGUUUUGCGUAGCAAGCGAGAAUAAAACUGUCCACUGAAAAUUCGCUCUGAAUUAGUUAAACAAGCCUAAAGAUUCCGACUUCGAAUUUCAAACGCUAAACUACAAAUCAUAGUUAUAGUUGUGCAGUCAAACGUUUGAGAUUCGGAGCUGGAAUACUAACAUUUUAGAGAAAAUAUAUUCAGACCGAGAAAUUCACAGCGACAAGAAGCAUGAGAUAAGGGAACCGAUUUUUUAUGAAUAGUCUCCUUCACAGUUCCCUGCGCCAUCUUGAAAGGAGGUAGCUGUGGCUUUGCAUCGAAGCGAGACGAACGGUGAGCUUGCAAUUAUAGAGACCUUUUUUAAACACCUUGUAGAAUUAAUCACAUGUCUCUAUCAUUGCAAGCUCACCGUUCGUCUCGCUUCGAUGCAAAGGCACGGCUACCUUUCAAGAUGGCGCAGGGAACUGUGAAGGGGACUAUUGCACGUGUUCAUCAGAGUGUUCACGCCAGUCCUGGUGUAGAAACCAAUAGAUACGAUAGAAACCCUUUUGAUUGACGUCCACCCAAACUCAAUGUUUCGUUUGUGAUGAAGGUCUAGUUGGUCGAGUAUGACUGGGAAUCGCAGUAAGAUUCAAAAUGAUAUAGGGAUGAAGGGAAAGCAAAAGUACUUUUAAAAUGUUGUAAAUAUACUUUUUGUGUAAAUUAGACUUAUUUUAAUAUGUAAUAUGUUUAAUACACCUAUAAUUAUAAAGAAUGUCUGUUAUUUUACAAGACCUUAUUUCUUUUAAUGUCGGGAAAUGAUUAGUGCUAGCUGAUUCGUAACGCGCAUGCGCACUUAGGAUUUAUUUUAUUCUUUCAAAAUUAUCAAAUAUAUCAAUCCAUUUUACAAUGACAGAGCCAUUAAAAAUUAAGACCCUGUUGGCAGGGUAGAACGGA